Messenger RNA from Mycena indigotica, 2949 nucleotides. Its product is annotated as 2-oxoglutarate dehydrogenase E1 component mitochondrial. Gene Ontology annotation, molecular function: thiamine pyrophosphate binding; oxoglutarate dehydrogenase (succinyl-transferring) activity. Bases 70 to 2949 code for a protein of 959 amino acids. The transcript is spliced from 19 exons. Gene Ontology annotation, biological process: tricarboxylic acid cycle. The record is from RefSeq and is a predicted model, not a curated record. NCBI's taxonomy places the organism in Eukaryota, Fungi, Basidiomycota, Agaricomycetes, Agaricales, Mycenaceae.
CCAUCACUCCUACCCCAGACUUGCGUGACUUGCCAAUGUCCGGAGCUUGCACUUUGUCUGAAUCGCCCCAUGCGACGACAACAAGCCUUGCGGCGCAUUUUUCCUCGCAAGGAGCUGUCGAAGCUUCGGCAUGUAGUAGCAAAAUUGGGUCGCCGGCUCUACCACGACGAAUCCUUUGGCUACCGCAAACCACGAGAGUUUGAAUUUCCAGACUAUACUCCAGCACAGCUAAAGAACAGGCAAGUUUCACUGCUCACAUUGAAACACGGUCUAACGCUGCUUCAAAGAGCGGAGAAUGCAGCUCUCCUUCGUUAUGUCGACUCCAUUAGGACUCAUGGACAUCGUGCAGCUCGUAUUGACCCAUUGGAUCUUAUCCAACGAGAAGAAGUCGCUGCACUUGACCCUCGAAGAUAUGGUUUAUUGGACGACACUAAGAAGUACAACGUUAACGGAAUUGUCUGGACCAGUCCUGUCGGCAUUACGCAUCGUGAGGAUGUCGAAGAAUGGUGGACGCUGGGUCAGGUCACAGAACACCUUCGCGACAUAUACACUGGCCCCAUUGCCUACGAAUUUAUGCACUCGUCCAACAAGACAGAACGGUUGUGGUUCGCACAUGCCUUGGAAUCCAAACAUCUUGCGUCUACCCAAACUCCUCUCCCACUUGAGGCCAAGGAACGAAUACAUGGACUCCUUGCUAGAAGCGAAGUAUUUGACAACUUCCUUCAACUCAAGUUUCCCAACCUGAAACGGUAUGGAUUAGAAGGUGGUGAAUCUAUGCUGCCGGCCCUUGAUUCUCUCUUUUCAGUUGCCGCACAAGCUGGAUUAUCGUCAAUUAUCAUUGGGAUGCCGCACAGAGGGAGAUUGAACUUUCUCACUGACCUCCUUCAAUAUUCUGCAACGGCUCUAUUUCACAAAAUCAAAGGCGGAGCCGAGGUGCCAGAAGAUCUUGGUGCGGAGGGCGAUGUUCUCAGUCAUCUUGCCGCCUCUCCGAAUCUUCAAUACGAUGGCGCUCUGAACCCGAUCCAGGUCUCCCUAUUGCCCAACCCUUCGCAUCUGGAAGCAAUUAACCCUGUCGCGAUGGGAAAAACACGCGCCAAGCAGUACUCGUUACUGAAAACGUCGCCGGAUGACUGUUCUCUCGGGGACAAAGUAAUGUGUGUUCAAUUACAUGGCGAUGCUAGCUUUUCUGGUCAAGGAGUUGUAAUGGAAGCUCUUGGAAUGAGUAAUCUUCCUCACUUCACCAGUGGGGGAAGUGUUCACAUUGUGGUCGACAACAACAUUGGGUAUACUACACCGGCCACUGGCGCAAGAUCCUCGUUGUAUUGCUCUGAUGUGGGCAAAAUGACUAGUGCACCUGUUUUACAUUGUAACGGCGAUCAUCCAGAAGAUGUCGUUCGGGCAAUGCAACUCGCUUUCCAGUAUCGAGAACAUAAUGAACUCGACUUGCCCAAUCUGACCAGCCCUUUGAUGUACGAGAAGAUUAGCUCACGAAGAUCUGUGCCUCAGCUCUAUGAAGAGCGGUUGAUGGCAGAAGGUGUCCUUGAUCCAAUCAAAAUCGCAUCUGUGCGGAAUACUUACAAGGCUCAACUUGAUGAGGCUUUGGCGCGCGUCCCGUCAUAUACACCCACUGCUGCGAUGUUGCAAAAGCAAUGGAGUGGUAUGGUGUGGCCGGCGAGCGCUGCGGCAGAGAAGAAUCCUGACACUGGUGUCCAAGAGCACAUUUUGAAGUCCGUUGGUAAAGCGAGUGUACAUAUGCCGGAGAACUUCGAGAUACACUCCAAGCUUCAAAGGCAUGUAAAGAAUCGUUUGACAAGUAUCGAGUCUGGUGUUGGAUUGGACUGGUCUACUGCAGAGGCAAAUAUUUCAAUGAAUUUGCUGGGUACUAUUGCUUACCACCGACAGGCCCUUGCGUUCGGAUCUCUCAUGCUUGAGGGCCACGAUAUCAGAAUCUCAGGUCAAGAUGUGGGUCGAGGCACGUUUAGCCAACGACAUGCCAUGCUUGUCAACCAGAAGACGGAAGGUGUCAUCGUUCCUCUUAAUGAAACACUGGGAUCGUCCGGCAAACUCGAGUUGGCAAACAGCUCGUUAAGUGAGAUGGCCGUGCUUGGGUUCGAAUAUGGCGCAAGUUGGGAGCGGCCAAAUCUCCUUCCGAUCUGGGAGGCGCAAUUCGGAGACUUUUUUAACGGUGCCCAGAUCAUUAUCGACACUUUCAUCUCUUCCUCAGAAACCAAGUGGCUAAAGCAAAGUGGCAUUGUCCUCUUACUGCCUCACGGAUUAGAUGGCGCUGGUCCGGAGCACUCGUCGUCCAGAAUAGAGCGCAUGCUUCAGCUCACCAAUGACCGUUUCAUUUUUGACGAAGCCAAUCCAUCACAUGACAUUAACAUGCAUGUUGUCUUCCCGACUACCCCAGCACAGUAUUUCCAUCUGUUGCGUCGACAGAUGAAGCGGAAUUUCAGAAAGCCGCUUAUUGUUGCUGGUCCCAAGGCGUUGCUUCGUCUCUCUGCUGCUUCAUCAUCCCUACGCGACCUGGAACAGGGCACUUCAUUCCAACCGGUUCUCAAAGAUGCAGCCCCGAACUCAGCUUCUGCAAAGAGAGUCAUCCUGAUGACCGGCAAGAUCUACUACGAACUCUUAAAGGAGCGACAAGCCCGUUCGCUUGAAGAUAAGGUCGCGCUCAUUCGCAUUGAAGAGCUGGCACCGUUCCCUUUCGUGGAGCUCCGUGCUGUUGUUGAGCAAUACCCUCAAGCCCAAGAAUUCUUUUGGCUACAGGAGGAACCAAGAAAUCAAGGCGCAUAUAUUCACGUUGCUUCUCGAGUCGAGAGCGUAUUGGGUGGACGCCAAGUGUUCUAUCGUGGAAGGAGUGAAAGUGCAGUCCCCGCGCCAGGUAUCGGAAAGCUGUAUUCCGUCCAACAAAAAGAGGUAUUAGCAUCAGCAUUUGAAGGACUAUAA